Camellia sinensis is the source of this 1520-nucleotide messenger RNA. Lineage: Eukaryota; Viridiplantae; Streptophyta; Magnoliopsida; Ericales; Theaceae. The record is from RefSeq and is a predicted model, not a curated record.
UUAUAUGUGUGUGUGUGUGUUUAGGUCAUGGGUGGUACAAGUGAAUUAAGCUUUCCUUCUUCUAAUUUCAUUUCUUAUCUUAAUCUCUACUGAAUUAAGUUCUUGUACUGUUCUUGUUACCUGUGUUGUGGUUUUCCAUCUUAAUUCAGCAAUUAUUGUUCAUUUAUUUCUUUUAUUGUUUUUUAAAAUAUUUGUACUUAUGCUCAGAAGAGGUCACAGGUAAUUGCACAAUUUUCAUCAUUUCAAAGAUCCCAUUACCUAUCUCUCUCUCCUCUUCAUCUCUCUCUUGAUCUUGAAGGUGGAUUCUCCUGUUCACACUAACCAUACCGAUAUAUACACAAGAACUCUGACACAAAAUCUUGGCCAUAGCAAAAGCUAAUUUUUUCUUUCUUUUUCAACAUACCUUCAUGAUAACAAGACUCUUUUGAACAGCCUUUUUGAAGGCAUUGCCCUCUUAUCUCUCUCCUACACAUCUUUUUUUCAAAAAUCUAAAAAAAAAAAAAAAAAAAAGAAAAAAGAAAAAGAAAAAUUGUGUGAGAGAGUAGUGUGAUCUCUCACAUACAGUACAAAGAGAGAAAGCAGUAAAUCUAGUUCAUCAUUUCACCUCUCUUUAUUCAUGGCCUUCUUGGUGAAGGUCAUUGUGUGUUUCCUUAUUGUCAAGUCGUUAUCUUCUUCUCUCUCUCUCUCCUCUGCUAGCUUCUUGUGUCUAGCAGAAAGUCAGGAGCACCGAAAGCAAAGAGAUAUUGCGCCUAUUUUAUCGUUUGUGAAGUUCUUAUGCUUAUCAUAAAUGGUUAGUGUUCCAUGCAGUAGCAUGUUGACAAUUGUUACAGUGAGAUGUGGGCAUUGUGCAAAUUUGCUGUCGGUUAAUAUGGGAGCUUUGCUUCAGACUCUCCCGCAUCAAGAUCUCCAGAAGUUGCAGAAACAGCAAUUCAGCUUUGAAGAUGCAAGUAAGGACAGUGGCUCAUCUUCUAAAUGCAACAAGUUUGGUGCAUUCGAGUCUGCGGAGCAUGAGCCUCCUAGAAUGCCUCCUGUUCGCCCCCCUGAGAAGAGGCAACGUGUUCCUUCUGCCUAUAACCGAUUCAUUAAAGAGGAGAUUCAAAGGAUAAAGGCUAGUAAUCCUGACAUUAGUCACCGGGAAGCUUUUAGCACAGCCGCGAAAAAUUGGGCACAUUUUCCUCACAUCCACUUUGGGCUUAAGCUGGAUGGCAACCAGUAAGCAAAGUUGGAGCAUUCAAAUGCGAGAGAGCGGAUUCAAAAACCUAGUGGAUUCUAUUAAAAAAACAAUAGUACGUUGUGAGUAAAAUCAGGUUUGUCUAUGUAUAACACGCGUAAAUCUGAGGUUAAUUAAGUCUCCUAAUCAACUUUUAUGUAUUUCUCUACUUUACUUGUAUGCUGUGAAAUAACUGGAAUUCAAUUUCUUUUUCUUUUGUUUUUUUUUUUCUCACCGGUGAUUGCAUUUAUGUUGAACUUGAAAUAUUUCAGUAACAAUAUCUCCAUAAUAAUGCUCAUUUGUUUUGUUA